Molecule: messenger RNA, 1101 nt
Organism: Aspergillus saccharolyticus JOP 1030-1
Lineage: Eukaryota; Fungi; Ascomycota; Eurotiomycetes; Eurotiales; Aspergillaceae
Product: GATA transcription factor LreB
Exons: 3
Coding region: 1-1101 (366 amino acids)
Biological process (GO): regulation of DNA-templated transcription
Molecular function (GO): sequence-specific DNA binding; zinc ion binding; protein binding
Source: RefSeq, a predicted model, not a curated record
AUGAGCAAUGGCAAUGGCAACGGCGAGGACUGGGCCCAGCGAACCCUUGCCGAGAUGAGGGACCUGACGCUUUUGCUCAGUCCCGACGGUCGGGUUCUGUAUGCGUCCCCUUCGUGCGCUGAGAUCACAGGCUUCGAGGACAAAUCGCUCGAAAACCACGACCUCUUUCGCUAUGUACACGAGGAUGACAAGUCCUUCCUCACCCAGGAACUGAAAGAGUCUAUCCAGACGCGUCGGCUGUUCCGCUGCCAUUUCCGCUUUUGUAAGCUGGAUAGCAGCUUCUGUCUGCUCGAGGCGCACGGUCAUCCACAUAUCGCUCCUUCGGAUCCCUCAUCUAUGCCCAUCGGCCCUGAUGGUGGCAUUUUCCUCGUCUGUCGGCCCUACCCGACAAGGGGAGCCCAGCUCCUGAACUCAUUCCUCGAACACAAGAUCGAGAAUAUCCGCCUCAGUCAACGCAUCGCACAGCUCAAGGAGGAGGAAGAGGAAGAACUCAAUGCGACGCAGCAAUCCUUCAGCAGCAGCAGCAACCACAACCACAACCACCACAACAACAGAGACGCUCAUAUUAUCCACACCUCGACCACGACCACUCGCCAGACCUACAUCACCACCACGCAGACUGUCACGCAAUCCACCUUGAACCGGAUGCCGCCCGCCCGCGACACUCCCUCGAGCUCUGGCGAGGACAACGAGUCCUCCGACACGGUCACGAGCAACGCCGACGACGACCGCUCGUUCCCCGGCAUGGAGGGCGUUGUGGAGCGCCUGCCUUCGGUCGACGAUACCUCGCAUAUCGAGGGCAUUGAGGUUAUGACGGGUCUGUACUAUGGCGAGGGCGAGCGGUCGCAGGGUCUGAGUACCGGCCAAAAACACGGUCGCCUGGUCCACUGCUCGAAUCUUGCCGGCGAGAACGAUCCCCAGUCGAAUCGAGCAGUUGGGGAUGCGGAUCGCAGGAAGCGACUCAAGGGCGAGUAUAUGUGUACGGACUGCGGGACGAGUGACUCGCCCGAGUGGCGGAAGGGGCCCGAGGGUCCCAAGACGCUGUGUAAUGCUUGUGGAUUACGCUGGGCGAAAAGGGAGAAGAAACGCCAGGAUCCCUGA